This is a messenger RNA of Xenopus laevis (African clawed frog), 4196 nucleotides long. RefSeq names its product protein arginine methyltransferase 7 L homeolog (gene prmt7.L). Bases 252 to 2309 code for a protein of 685 amino acids. NCBI's taxonomy places the organism in Eukaryota, Metazoa, Chordata, Amphibia, Anura, Pipidae. Gene Ontology annotation, biological process: spliceosomal snRNP assembly; chromatin remodeling. The record is from RefSeq and is a predicted model, not a curated record. The transcript is spliced from 19 exons. Gene Ontology annotation, cellular component: cytosol; nucleus. Gene Ontology annotation, molecular function: protein-arginine N-methyltransferase activity; histone methyltransferase activity; histone H4R3 methyltransferase activity.
GUAUUUCAUCUUCUAUACGCCAUCUUGCAUGUGGCAACGAAUAAUACACGUGCUUCCGGAGGAGGUGUAUUGUGGAACAUGGCAGCUUCCAUAUUUACAGCAUUAUAGACUCGAUUCGGCAUUGCACUAGCACUUUUUUUCUCAGUUGUCCUGUGUGAAGCCUUGAAUCAGCACUUGGAAUUGUCUGUCUGUGGUUUGGAGGCUACUGUUAAAGCUUGGAGGUUAUAUCCAUCCUUUACCACCUUCCUACUAUGAAGGUAUUUUGCGGUCGAGUUAACCCUACAACUGGGGCUAUGGACUGGGUGGAGGAAGAUGAGCAUUAUGAUUACCACCAAGAAAUUGCACGAUCGUCCUAUGCUGAUAUGCUACAUGACAAAGACAGGAAUGAAAAGUAUUACCAGGGAAUUUGUGCUGCAGUGCGACGAGUGAAGCAAAGAGGUCAAGAAGCUGUGGUUCUGGAUAUUGGGACGGGCACCGGGCUUUUGUCUAUGAUGGCUGUCACUGCGGGUGCUGAUUGCUGUUAUGCCAUUGAGGUAUUCAAGCCGAUGUCAGAUGCAGCAGUGCAGAUUGUUAAGGCUAAUGGCUUCAGUGAUAAGAUCAAAGUGAUCAACAAACAUUCAACAGAGGUCACAGUAGGACCGGAUGGAGACAUGAAGACCAAAGCCAAUAUCUUGAUCACAGAACUGUUUGACACAGAGCUUAUUGGAGAAGGAGCCUUGCCAAGUUAUGAGCAUGCUCAGCACAACUUAAUGCAGGAGACAUGGGAGGCUGUUCCUCACCGGGCCACAGUUUUUGCCCAACUUGUGGAGUCUACCAGGUUGUGGAGCUGGAACAAACUGUUUCCUUUAAACCUGGAAACUGGAGACAUUAAGCCACACCCUGAACUGGAAACCUGCCCUGGAGCCCCAUCUGUGUGUGAUAUACAGCUAAGUCAGCUAAAUCCCAGGGACUUUAAAAUCCUCAGUGAGGUUCUCUGUGUGUUCAGGGUGGAUUUUAGCUGCCAGGUUAGCAGUGCACCAACUUCCCAUCCAGUACACUUCACAAGUUUGGCCAGUGGAGCAGCCCAGGUUGUCCUGUCUUGGUGGGAGAUUGACAUGGAUCCAGAUGGAUCAAUAACCUGCACCAUGCAGCCAAGUUGGAUGUAUGAAACCCAGCAGUCUGUUCCUUGGAGGGAUCACUGGAUGCAAUGUGUAUAUUUCUUGCCAAAGGAGUGUUCAGUAACACAGGGCGAAGUGUGCUGCCUUACUGCUCAUCAGGAUGAUUAUUGCGUGUGGUACAGCCUCAACAAGUCUAGUGCAGAGAACGAUCCGGUAUGUAGGGAGCGUCCUACAUGUCAUUGUGGAGCUCAUAUCACUUGGAACCGAGCCCGUUUUGGAGAACUGAAUGACCGUCACAGAACACAGCAGUACUUUGAAGCCCUAAAAAAGGUUGUGACUCCUAGCAGCACAUGUUUGUGUGUAAGCGAUGGAAGUUUGCUUCCAGUCCUGGCACAUUCUCUUGGUGCAAAACAGAUAUACACUUUGGAAUCUUCUUCAAUAGCUCAACAUCUUAUGAAAAAGCUCUUUCAAGUCAACCAUCUUGGAGAGAAGAUCCAAGUCCUACAUAAAUCUGCAGACAGUCUAAUAACAGCUGACUUUGAGGACAGAAAGAUUAGCACUCUGAUUGGGGAGCCUUUCUUUACCACCAACCUUCUGCCAUGGCACAACCUGUAUUUUUGGUAUUCUCGGACAGCCCUGUCUACAAACCUAGCCAAGGAUUGCACUGUGCUUCCACUCUCUGCCUCCUUACAUGUUGUGGCUGUGGAGUUCAAGGACCUCUGGAGGAUCAGAAGUCCUUGUGGUAUGUGUGAGGGAUUUGAUGUCAGCAUCAUGGACAAAAUGAUAAAGAAUUCUUUAAACUUUAGAGAAUCACAGGAAGCAGAGCCACAUCCACUUUGGGAAUACCCCUGCAGAGCCCUCUCUGAGCCAAUACAGGUUAUGACUUUUAAUUUCACAGAACCAGUGCCCACUGAAGAAAUCCGUGCAUCUGGUUCUUUAAACCUGGUGAGGUCUGGUCAGUGCCAUGGUGCAGUACUGUGGAUGGUGUAUGAACUCACCAAAGAGAUAACAGUUAGUACUGGGCUGAUUGGAAUUUCAGAGGAGAUGGGAGAGUGUCAGUGGUAUCCUCACAGAAAACAAGGAGUCUAUUUCUUCAGUUCGAUCCUGAACCCACAAACUAUACCAGCCCAGUCUCCCAGCUCUGUCUCCUACUCAGUGACAUUUAUACCAAAAGAAGGAGAUAUUCGGAUGUGCUUUGAACCAGACUUUUAGCAGCAACCCCCUCCAUAUUUGAUUUUAUUUAUUUGUCUUUAAGGUUUCAGAUGUGCAGUUCAGAAGUCAGACAGAAUUGCCUGGAAUGCCUUAAGCUUCUACACUCUGGAACUAAGAUAAAUAUUGGUUUAGUAGGAGAAAUCAGUCACUCCCAUAAGCCUCCCUCCACUGCUUUAUAUGGUAUAUGACCAAGUAUCACUUGCUGAAUGCAUAUUACUCCAAGCAGUUAUGUAUUUCUUGACUUUGUUUGCUUUUUUCCCUCAUUUUCUGAUUACAGAUUGUAUUUACGUUUGCCAGUGGUGACUACAACCUUUCUAUUUUGCUUUUGUGCCCCAAUAUGAAUGGUUAUGACUGAUUUGCAUGUCUAGUGGCCAACAAUACUGUGAAGAGGCCAUUCAGAGAUGCUUUUCUCUACAAGACAUAUUACUUAUCAGCUUCUUCUUGUACUAGUAGAAAUGCAAAUUAAAAAAAAAUUAUAUAUAUAUAUAUAUAUAUAUAUAUAUAUAUAUAUAUAUAUAUAUAUAUAUUUUUUUUUUUUAUAUAUAUUUUUUUUUUUUUUAAUUGGUUUCAUGCCUUUUAGGAACAUUAAACAUUGACAUUGUUUGAAGAGAGCAACUGGGAUGCUGACUAUCUUUAGUCCUCCAGCCAUUGCUGUUAUUAUAAUCUUAGCAUUUUAGCUGCUAAGGUAUGCUGGGAGCUGAACAUUAAGAUCGAUUUUUACAGUAAUGGUCUCAUUCAUACUUGACAAGUCCUUUGAUUGACGUACAGCACCAAAACAGGAAGAUUUUUGUAGAUAAAUGCCUUUAUUAGAACAUUUGGCAGGACCUGGAUAAGCGUUUCAGGCUACACAGAGCCUUUUUUCAAGCUACUUGACAAGUCCUUCUCUUAUUGGCAGAUUUUUCAUGGGUCGAAUUGAAAAUUAGAAAUUUUCAAGUUUUUUAUGGCCAAAACUGUCAAAUUCGACUAGGGAAUUGGCAAAAUUCAAUUCAAGUUUUUUUAAAAAUUUGAAAUCGAUUUUCUAGAUUUAUCAUACUCUGGCCCUUUAAGACAUUUCAACUAUUCGCCACCUAAAACCUGCAGAACUGCUGUUUUAGUCAAUGGGAGACGUUCUGGGAUCAAUUUUGAGGUUGUUUGUAGCCUUCCUGACAUUUGAUUUUGUUUCAGAGAAAAAUCUUGAAUUGAGUGUAGAGACUUAUAGGGUUAAAGUGCCCCUAUGCCUUUAAUUCCCUUACCUUCCUCCUUUUCCCUUGUUGCUGGACAAAAGCCCAUUUAUCUAGUUAUAUUUACAUAUCAAGUUUAUUGGCCAAGAGGUGUAAUGACCACUUCCUACCACAUUUCAAUAUAGUGUUUGGAAAAGGGUGGUCUUCCUCGCUGGCUGCUCGUGUCCUAUCGACUGGUUGUUCCCAUUGAGCCUGGGUACACCAAGGCCCAGUAAAGCCAUUUCCCUAGAGGGACCAGUACCUCUAGUGUUGGGGACCAGGGAACCCCAUGAACGAGGUUAGCUAAAAACAGGUUAUAUCUGUCACAGACUCUCUAGGAGAGUAAGUUAGAGAGUACAGAUAGUAUGAGCAGCUUUGUGCUCCAUCAAGGAUCUGUAGCAGGGAGUAGCUUCCCAAGGCUCCUAGAUUGCCUUUAGUGAAGGGACCACAGUGGAUAGGGCAUCAGGCUUAGACUCCUUCUCCCUGACCAUUCCACUGGUUGGAUCUGGACCACUUAAAGGUAUAAUCUGCCUGGUGAUGUUCCUUAGUGCUUCGCUACAAUGCCUAUGCGAGUCACAUUCCUCAGCUGUGUCAUCCAACCUCUUUCAGCCUGCUAAUAUAUUGCAUAAACCUCCUGACUGUGGUCAUUUGUCUAGAACAAAUAAAACUAUCACUUAUGUCACCAUAA